CUUUAGUCAUACACUUUCUUCAUGCUUUAUCUAUUAUGCGAUACGAAGAAAACUUAGCGGCUGUUCUAUGUCAUUUUAUAAAUCAUUUGGCAAGUGCUUAUCAAAUACUGUAUUUGUAUUUAUUUGUCAUCAAUGACUACCAACUUGAGAGUCAAAUGAUGAAAAUUUUAUUUCAAAAGGUCGCAAAUUAGAUUGGUAAAAGGGUUUAAAGGAAAAAGAGAAACAAAUAAUAAUAAUAAUAAUAAAUUAUGGGCGUUUAUAGCCUACAAGAUAACCAAUAAUAUUUGACAGACUAACG
This is a messenger RNA of Cokeromyces recurvatus, 298 nucleotides long. RefSeq lists its product as uncharacterized. The transcript has a single exon. Bases 36 to 191 code for a protein of 51 amino acids. The record is from RefSeq and is a predicted model, not a curated record. NCBI's taxonomy places the organism in Eukaryota, Fungi, Mucoromycota, Mucoromycetes, Mucorales, Mucoraceae.